Molecule: messenger RNA, 1482 nt
Organism: Cuscuta campestris
Lineage: Eukaryota; Viridiplantae; Streptophyta; Magnoliopsida; Solanales; Convolvulaceae
Source: the annotation of a GenBank genome assembly
GGACCAAUGGUGCAGAACUCAUAAAGUUGAAGGACUAUUUGUGGACUUUUGAAACUUGAAGGACCAAUCGUGCACAACUGAUAAAGUUGAAGGACCAAUGGUGGAUUUUAGCCACGAGGAUUAUUUGGGUCUUCUCUCCAAACUACAGCAGCGUACUACUGUUUUGGAUUAUCAAACUGAAUUUGAGCGCUUAUUGAACAAGGUUACUGGAGUUUCUGAGGCCACCCUAAUUUCUAUAUUUGUUUCUGGAUUAAAGGGUUAUUUACAUCGUGAGGUUAAUAUGCGUGGUCCUACUACUUUGAGCCAAGCCUUCGGCCUUGCUCGGAAGUUGGCCGCUAACCAUACUGAUGCUUUGUCUUCAAUUACCUCUGGUUUACGACGCACUGGAAUGGCUUCUACGUCGGUGACACCCCUGCCGGCGACUGCCCGAUUGCCAGGGGAGGCCUCGGUGGGUAUGGGCACAACUCCAUCCUCUUCGUGCUCCGCAUCUACGACACUGCCCAUUCGUCGUCUUACACCUGCCGAAAGGGAGGAACGGUCCGCGAAAGGGUUAUGCUUUAAUUGUGACGAAAAGUUUGCUCCGGGCCAUCGUUGUAAACACCGCUUUCUUGCCUUAUUGGGAACAGAAGAUGAGGAUGCCGAGACUCCACCAGAUGACGACGUCCUUGUGAUCACGGCUGACGUCUCAAGCAUCAUCUCCCUGGAUGGUGCUCCCCACCGCGGGCCCUUCAUCUCCUGGAGCAUGCAACAGCGCAUGUGCAAACAAGCAAACAAACACCGGCGGGAGGUUACUUUUGAGGUCGGAGACCAGGUGCUCCUCAAGCUACAGCCGCACAGUCAAUUCUCUGUAGCCCGGCCACUCGCCGCUAAACUGGGUCUUAGAUUUUAUGGGCCGUUUGAAGUUCUGGAACGUAUUGGGGCCGUCGCCUAUCGGUUGAAGCUACCUGUGGGGACCAAAAUUCAUAAUGUUUUCCGUGUUUCACUUUUACACCCAUUCGUGGCCUCAAGCGUGCUACCUCCACUGGCUACUUUGCCCAAGGAAUUUCAUGAGGGGGCACCUCUGUCCACUCCAGUUCGGGCAGUCCAGGCACGCACAGUCCUUGUUCAUGGGGUGCCGCAAGAUCAAUGGUUGGUGGUGUGGUCUCACGGGAGUUUGGACGACGUGUCAUGGGAACCUGUGGAACACCUUGCUCGGGUCUACCCCGACUUAGUCCUUGAGGACAAGGACGUUGUUGAAGCGGGAGGCAAUGAUACGAAUCAGGAUGAGGAGGUGGUUACCGAGUUCGUGCCGAGACGUGUGAGCAAAGCACCGGCCCGAUUGAAGGAUUAUGUUUGAAGCAUAUUUGUUAUUUCGUAUUUUAUUUAUUUUAUUUAUUGUAUUUUAGAUUUUCUUAGGCGAGCGAAAUUAUAAGCUCUUUCGAGGGUUUCUUUUCGGUUCUUUACCUCGAUGCUUUUCUUGAACCGACAGGACUAGGUUUCUUG